UGCAUCUGAUUCUGACACUUGGAGAGUCGAGCACAAAGCAAAUGGAGUCAACUACCCCCUUCUUCUCCAUCAUCACGACCCUUAUCUUCUACUCCUUAGUCUCACUCUCAGCUUCUUCAAAUCCAAACAAUCCAUUCCCAAAAGAAGCUCUUCCUACUAAAUCUGGUUACCUCCCAGUAAGUACAUCAUCUUCCUCUGCUAUCUUCUAUGCUUUCUAUGAAGCUCAUAACUCAACUUUACCUCUCUCCCAAACCCCUCUUCUCAUUUGGCUCCAAGGUGGCCCCGGAUGCUCCUCCAUGAUUGGCAACUUCUAUGAGCUUGGACCAUGGACUCUCACUGAUGAAUCACCCCUUACACUUCACCCUAACCCUGGUGCUUGGAACAGGAUCUUUGGCCUCCUCUUUCUUGAUAACCCCAUUGGUUCUGGAUUCAGUGUAGCAGCAACAACACAAGAAAUCCCAACUGAUCAAGAUGGUGUUGCAAAGCAUCUCUUUGCUGCUAUAACAAGGUUUGUUGAGCUUGAUCCUGUUUUCAAGAACCGUCCUAUUUAUAUUACUGGUGAAAGUUAUGCUGGGAAGUAUGUUCCUGCUAUUGGAUAUUAUAUAUUGAAGGAGAAUUCACGGCUCCGCGGUUCUAAGAGAGUGAAUUUGGCUGGUUUGGCUAUUGGAGAUGGGUUGACUGACCCUGUUACACAAGUGGUUACUCAUGCUGUUAAUGCUUAUUAUAUUGGUUUGAUCAAUGAGAGGCAGAGGAAUGAGUUGGAGAAGGAUCAAUUGGAAGCGGUUAGUUUAGCGCAGAUUGGGAAUUGGAGCGCUGCAACUGAUGCAAGGAAUGUGGUUUUGCGAAAGUUGAGGAAUGUAACAGGGUUGGCUACUUUGUUUGAUUACACAAGGAAAAAGCCCUAUGGCGAUGAUGUAGUUGAUAAAUUCUUGAACAAUGUGGAAGCUAAGAAGGCCUUAGGGGUGAAGAAUGAGUCACUUGUGUUUGAAGGAUGCAGCGAUGUGGUUGGUGCCGUGUUACAUGCUGAUGUGAUGAAGAGUGUGAAGUACAUGGUAGAGGAAUUGGUGAGGAACACUAGGGUGUUGUUAUAUCAAGGUCAGCAUGAUAUUCAGGAUGGAGUGGUUCAGGUCGAGGCGUGGGUGAAGACGAUGAAGUGGGAAGGGAUUGAGGAUUUUUUGAAUGCAGAGAGGAAGAUAUGGAAGGUGAACGGAGAGCUUGCUGGCUAUGUCCAACAAUGGAAGUCACUCACUAAUGUUGUGGUGUUAGGGGCAGGGCAUCUUUUACCUUCUGAUCAACCUGUGACAUCUCAAGCAAUGAUUGAAGAUUGGGUCCUUGAAAAAGGUUUAUUUCAAAGUUUGCAGCAUCAUGAAAAUGUGUCAAGAAAUUCAUUGUGAUUGAAGUAUUGAACCAUAAGUGUUGUAAUUUUGUUAGCAGGAACUGAACAACUCUUGGUUUAGGGACAACUUCCACUUCUUUAUGUACCAAUAAAAAAGUUAACUUUGUGAUUUAAGUUACCUAUUGGAAGUGAAUUUCUUGUUGGCUUAGUUAUUA
Molecule: messenger RNA, 1551 nt
Organism: Arachis stenosperma
Lineage: Eukaryota; Viridiplantae; Streptophyta; Magnoliopsida; Fabales; Fabaceae
Product: serine carboxypeptidase-like 50
Exons: 2
Coding region: 42-1394 (450 amino acids)
Biological process (GO): proteolysis
Molecular function (GO): serine-type carboxypeptidase activity
Source: RefSeq, a predicted model, not a curated record